UCUAUGGUUCCGGUCCCACCUUCCCUCGGGGCCGGAAGUGGCGCAGUGGCUGAGACUGAGCGAAGUCGAAGGACUUAGGGAGGCUGUGGUCUUAACUGUGAGGGCCAGGGGGCAAAAUGCCAUCGUCUAAACAACUAGCUGACUUUGGCUACAAGGCCUUCUCUGCCUCCAUGAUGCUGCUCACCGUGUAUGGUGGCUUCCUGUGUAGUGCCCGGGCCUAUCGCUACUUUAAACAUCGUGGUGUCCUCCGUCAGGCAGCUGAAGAACAAAAGGCUCCAAACAUUCUACAGGACUGAAGAGAUCAUUCUACCUUGGGAUAAAGAGGCCUGAGGCCUGCUGUAGAACACCUGAAAUUAUUUGCAUGGAAGGGCCCUAGCUUGGGAGUCUCCCUGGCUUCCAACCUUGGUCAGAGGAAUGUAUUGAUGUACUCCCUGCCUCGAGUUCUGAGUGAUGAUAGAUCACAGCAGAGGGGUGACAGUGAAGGACACAUAAAGACAUUAAAUAUGGUUUGCCAUUUCA
Molecule: messenger RNA, 519 nt
Organism: Trichosurus vulpecula (common brushtail)
Lineage: Eukaryota; Metazoa; Chordata; Mammalia; Diprotodontia; Phalangeridae
Product: cytochrome c oxidase assembly protein COX14
Exons: 2
Coding region: 117-296 (59 amino acids)
Biological process (GO): mitochondrial respiratory chain complex IV assembly
Cellular component (GO): mitochondrion
Source: RefSeq, a predicted model, not a curated record